AUGCUGGUUUUACUUCCCCCCGCAGGUGGCUCUGCUGAUGAAGUUCAUGCCGUAAUCCAAAACGUUCUCAAGACCUAUGUCGUCCAUUCUGCGGAUGCUGCCAUUCAGCAAGCCAAAGGUGCUGGUGAUAGACGGAAGAGGAAACAAAAAGUUUUUCUUCACCCUAUGUUGAAAAUUUUGGACGUUGCCAAAUACCUUUUGGAUUCAGAAAAGUAUUCCGAGAAGAUCCUGAACCAUCCAAUCUCGCAAGUAUGCAAGUGGACCCAUGACCUAGCUGAGUUUUGGAAGAAGUGGGAAUGUGUGGACCCUACCCACACAGUGUUCAAGGACCAUGGAAAUGAACUUGAUCAUUGCAUUCCUUGUAUGCUACAUGGUGAUGAAGGGACUGGCCACCGUCGCAAGCCUGUUCUUCAACUUUCUUGGGGGUCAUUGCUGCGGGUUGGAAAGAACGCGUUGGAGAGAAUGUUUCUGAUUACAUCAUGUGCGCAUAAGAUGUAUUCAAAGUUCAACAAGGGCUCCGAAGCAGGCAAUGUUGUUAUUGACAAACUGUUGAUGGAGUGUGCUAAGUCUGCUUUGAUGGCUUACACCAAAGGGAUUGAAACCCGUUCUGGUCGGAAGUUUUUCUUGGUGUUCCUUGGGUUGGCUGGGGAUCAUCCUUUCCAAACCAAAGCAUACAGAGCAACGCGUGGGCAUUUGAAAGUUGAUGUUUGCCCCCAUUGUCAUGCAAACACCUACAGUGUGCCGUUUGAAGACAUGUCGAAGGAAGCUUUGUGGCGACAAACUGUUUUCCAAUCAGUGCCAUGGGAACGGAACAUUGCCCCACCUCUUGCCUUGGUACCUGGGGCAAUGCACCCUAAGUUCAUACGGUGGGACUUGAUGCAUAUGUUGCCACAUGGUUGUGCUAGAAAUUUUGCAGCUUCGAUCAUCUGCAUGAUGGCAGGGCCUCUGGAUAUUUUUGUUCCUAACAUUGGGGAUGGUCGAAUGCGCAACAGCAAGGAAAAUAGGCUUGAUGAAGCUUAUUCCCAUUUUCAAAGUUGGCUGGAUUGCAAACAACAACAUGUUCGAGAUAUGAAGGAGUUUACAGUAGACAACCUGGGCUGGAAACUGAACAGAGACUAUCCGGAAAUGACUUGCAAAGCCUCGGAUUGCAAUCUUAUCAUUCAAUGGUUGAUUGAUUUUCUCACCACUGUGCCUUUUAAGCUUUGCUGGGUGCUUGAGACUACUUUGGCUGGACUACAGGGUGUGGAUGAGUUCAUGCGUUUGGCCUACACCGGUGAUCGAAUUUUUUGGUGCCCUGAAAAGCAACAUCAGGGUAAAUGCUACUUGGGAAUGUUCCUUCACGCGUAUGUGGAGUUGCAGCACUACUGGCACAAACAUGGCUGGACUUUGUUCAAGAUUGUUCCAAAGUCACAUUUCGCGGCACAUUGGCAUGAAGAACUGGCAGAGGCAUUGGCAGAUCAAAAGGAGUGGGCCAUCAGCCCUGGUGCCUUUGCAACUCCUAUUCUUGAAGAUUUCAUUGGCACUGUUAGUCGCAUAUCGCGUACUUCGCAUCCUAGCAGUGUUGCCCGCACAACCAUCUACAAGUACUUGGUGGAAGUUCGAAAG
Molecule: messenger RNA, 1605 nt
Organism: Cladocopium goreaui
Lineage: Eukaryota; Dinophyceae; Suessiales; Symbiodiniaceae
Source: the annotation of a GenBank genome assembly